Molecule: messenger RNA, 4527 nt
Organism: Vicia villosa (hairy vetch)
Lineage: Eukaryota; Viridiplantae; Streptophyta; Magnoliopsida; Fabales; Fabaceae
Product: myosin-2
Exons: 24
Coding region: 660-4265 (1201 amino acids)
Biological process (GO): actin filament organization; vesicle transport along actin filament
Cellular component (GO): vesicle; cytoplasm; myosin complex
Molecular function (GO): actin filament binding; microfilament motor activity; ATP binding
Source: RefSeq, a predicted model, not a curated record
AUUGUUCCUUCCUUGGCCAACUCAUCUGACAAAAUAUUCAAAUUUUCCCAACAAAAAAAUAAACCAUCAUCAUCAUCUUCACCACCAUCACCACCAAACACUUUCAAGCUCUUUUUUUUUUUUUUGCACAAUCACAAACACAGCAGAAAAAAAAGCACUUCAACAACAACAACAUAAAAUUCUCAUUUUUUUUGGGUGUUUGGUUUUUCGUUAACAUCAUCAUCAUAAUCAUUAUCAUUAUAACAAUUUUCUCUUUCCUUUCUUUGAGGGAGGUUGUUUUUCGCAACAACCUCAACCUCCUCGCUUCCAACCUCGUAACUUUCGCUUUCAGUAAUGGAAUGCUUUUCGAGAUUUGGCAAAUGCAUUUCUGGAUUUUGUUUUUUCACUUUUUCUCCGUUUUCUAUAACCACUUCAUAACCAUUCAAACCCUUAUCCCUUUUCCUUUUUUUUUCUUCAACAUUUUCCCCUUUUCAUUUUCAUUUGCAUUUUCCUCUUAAAAUCUCAAAUGUGUUCUUCUUCAAUUCCCCUCUUUUACACAAUUCGCAACAUGGGUCGGUGAAAUCUUGACUUCGCCAUGUCAAUUUGAACAAAAAGAUUCAAUUUUUCUAUUUGUUUGAAAUUUUCCAUUAAAAAAAUUCAUUUUUUUUGGUUUUACGAACAUGAUGUUAUCAGCUUCACCAUCUUCUCUUGCGAGAAGCUCUUUGGAAGAGAUGCUUGAAUCUCUUCGGCAGAGAGACGAAAGUGAGAAGCCUAAAGACCUACCUCCGGCAUUGCCAGCUAGGCCGAUGUCGAGAGGUAGGUUGCCGCCGGCGAGAAGGUCUUUGCCUAAAAGCUUUAAGGUGGAUGGAGAAGGGCAAAUGGGGCAUAGGAGGAAAGGGAGUUUUGGGAACAAGAAGUUAAUGUUGGAUGUUGAAUCUCCUUACGUGGUUGUGUCUGAAGAGAAUUGUGUUAGUGAACAACCUUCACCUGUUCCUGUUUUUUCUGUUGCUGUUGAUGAUUCUUCUGUUGCUUCUGUGGCUCCGCCGUCACCGGAAUUGGAGGAGGAUGACAAUGUUUCUUAUUUCAUCAAAAAGAAACUUCAUGUUUGGUGUAGGCAACCAAAAGGGAAGUGGGGUCUGGGAAGAAUACAAUCAACUUCAGGAGAACAAGCAUCGGUUUCACUCUCAAAUGGAAAUGUUAUGACAGUGGCUAGAACAGAGCUCCUUCCGGCUAAUCCUGAUAUUUUAGAGGGUGUGGAUGAUCUUAUACAGCUCAGUUAUUUGAACGAGCCCUCGGUUGUUCACAAUCUUCAGUUUAGAUAUUCUCAAAAUAUGAUAUAUAGUAAAGCAGGCCCAAUUUUAAUUGCACUCAAUCCCUUCAAAGAUGUACAAAUUUAUGGAAACGAGUAUGUCUCUGCUUAUAGAAAUAAGUCUCUUGAUAGUCCUCACGUUUAUGCUAUGGUAGAUGCAGCUUAUAAUGAGAUGAUAGGAGAUGAAGUAAAUCAGUCCAUUAUCAUAAGUGGCGAGAGUGGAGCUGGGAAAACCGAAACAGCGAAAAUUGCGAUGCAAUACUUAGCUGCUCUUGGUGGUGGAAGUUGUGGGAUAGAAAAUGAAGUUCUUCAGACAAAUGUUAUACUAGAAGCUUUUGGCAAUGCAAAAACAUCCAGGAAUGACAACUCUAGCAGAUUUGGGAAGUUGAUUGAAAUUCAUUUCAGCGCAACAGGAAAAAUGUGUGGGGCUAAAAUUCAAACCUUUCUAUUAGAAAAGUCAAGAGUUGUUCAAUUGGCUGAUGGCGAGAGGUCAUAUCACAUAUUUUAUCAACUUUGUGCUGGAUCUUCACCUGAUAUUAAAGCUAGACUAAAUCUUAGAGCAGCCAGCGAAUAUAAGUAUCUAAAUCAAAGUGACUGCAUGACAAUUGAUGGGGUUGAUGACGCGAAAAAGUUUCAUAGGCUGAAGAAAGCAUUGGAUGUCGUUCAAAUGUGCAAAGAGGAUCAAGAGCGAGCCUUUAAAAUGAUUGCUGCGGUAUUGUGGCUGGGAAAUAUAUCAUUCCAAGAUAAUGAUAAUGAUAAUCACAUUGAAGUGGUGAACGAUGAAGCUGUAAGCAACGCUGCUUCGCUGAUGGGUUGCAGUUCUCAGGAGCUAAUAACAGUAUUAUCUACACAUAAAAUUAAAGCUGGCAAGGAUACUAUCACCAAAACACUGACAUUACGACAGGCAAUUGAUGCAAGAGAUGCAUUAGCAAAAUUCAUCUAUGCCAACUUAUUUGACUGGCUUGUAGAACAAGUUAACAAGUCACUUGAAGUUGGUAAACGACGAACUGGGAGAUCUAUAAGUAUCCUUGAUAUUUAUGGGUUUGAGUCAUUCCAGAAAAACAGCUUUGAACAGCUUUGCAUAAACUAUGCCAAUGAGAGGCUUCAACAACAUUUCAAUCGGCAUCUGUUUAAAUUGGAGCAGCAGGACUAUGAAAUAGAUGGUGUUGAUUGGACCAAAGUAGACUUUGAAGACAAUCAGGAGUGUUUGGAUCUUUUUGAAAAGAAGCCUAUUGGGCUACUCUCUCUGUUGGACGAGGAAUCAAAUUUCCCAAGGGCCACUGAUCUAACACUUGCCAACAAACUUAGGCAGCACCUUCAAGCUAAUCCCCGUUUUAAAGGGGAAUGGGGAAAGGGUUUCAGUGUUUGUCAUUAUGCAGGAGAGGUCGUGUAUGAUACAAAUGGCUUUCUAGAAAAGAACAGAGAUCCAAUGCCUUCUGAUUCUAUUCAACUACUAUCGUCAUGUAGUUGUAAACUGCUGCAGUCGUUCACCAAGUCGCUUAACCAGUCUCAGAAGCAAUCAAAUUCUCAGCAUGUAGGUGCUUUAGAUUCACAAAAGCAGAGUGUUGGCACAAAGUUCAAGGGUCAAUUAUUCAAGUUGAUGCAUCAGUUGGAGAGCACGACGCCUCACUUUAUUCGCUGUAUAAAGCCAAAUGCUAAGCAACUUCCUGGCAUAUAUGAUGAAGAUCUUGUUAUCCAGCAGCUCAAGUGUUGUGGAGUUUUGGAGGUUGUUAGGAUUUCAAGGGCCGGAUAUCCUACUCGAAUGACACAUCAAGAGUUUGCCGAAAGGUAUGGCUUUCUGAUAUAUGAGGCUUACACAUCUCAAGAUCCGUUGAGUGUCUCGGUUGCUGUUUUGCAACAAUUUAAUAUCCCUCCUGAAAUGUACCAAGUUGGCUUCACCAAACUAUAUCUUCGAACGGGGCAGGUUGGUGCACUCGAGGAUAAGAGAAAACAUGUUAUGCAGGGUGUACUCGGGGUUCAAAAAUGUGCUCGCGGUCAUCAAGCUCGCAGUCAUUAUAAUAAACUUAAGAAUGGAGCGGCAACUUUACAAUCAUUUGUUCGUGGAGAAAUUGCGAGAAGGAAAUAUGGUGUUAUGGUGAAGUCUUCUAUAACUAUUUCUUCUGAAAAUAUUGAGGAAAUACAGGCUAUCAUAACACUACAAUCUGUAAUCCGUGGGUGGUUGGUUCGAAAGCAUGAUAGUAGAUUUAAUAAGUUCAGGAAAUAUCUUGAGAAUGGAAAAUCUAGGCGAAGAUCGCGUUCGAAGAUUCCAGAAGACAAGGAUUCACCGAAAGAUCGGGUCCAAAACCUGCCUUCGGCUUUAGCAGAACUCCAAAAGCGGGUUGCCAAGGCCGAAGCAACUAUAGAGCAAAAAGAAGAGGAAAACACCGAGUUGAGGGAACAGCUAAAACAAUUUGAGAAAAGGUGGAUUGAAUACGAGAAGAAGAUGAAAACAAUGGAGGAAAUGUGGCAGAGACAAAUGUCAUCUUUGCAAAUGAGUCUUGCUGCUGCUAGAACCAGCCUUGCAUCUGAGAACGUGAACGGUCAACCUUCAAGACAUGAUAUUGCACCUACAUUGCCUUUCUGUUAUGAUUCUGAGGACGCCACGUCAAUUGGAUCUCGAACGCCUCGAACUCCCGGUUGCAGCACACCUUUGAAAUAUACUAGCAGUCUUUCUGAAGCCAGAGCAACAGUGAGAGACGGCCACAGUACUUUAAGCAAUCUGAUGAGAGAGUUCGAGCACCGCAAACAGACGUUCGAUGACGAUGCAAGAGCUUUGGUUGAGGUUAAAUCAACAGGGCAUUCUACGCAGCCGAAUGCCAUUGAUGAAUUGCGGAAACUCAAACACGUGUUCGAAGGGUGGAAGAAAGAUUACAAGACUAGAUUAAGGGAGACAAAAGCGAGAAUUAAAUUAGGGAAUUCGGAAAUGGAAAAAAGUCGGCGGAAAUGGUGGGGGAAAUUGAGCUCUAGAGCACUAUAACAUUACAAAAUGUUCUCUUUGCCAAAACAAAAUUGGAAAAUGAUUGUUACACUAGUGUGAACUAGUUGGUGAAGGGAAAAUGUAUUGUAAAUCUAUCAAUUUUGUUACAUGGUGGAAAUUGUGUUGUAUAGCUGUAGUAGUUUAGGUUUGAAUAGUUGUAAUGAGUAGUCUAGUUUUACUGUGUACAUUUUUGUUGUUACUGUAAUGUAAAACAUUGCCUAAGGGUAUAGAUAGUGAGUGUUCAUAUCUUCAUUGUAAGGAA